CGCAGAUAUUAGUGAAUGUUCAGAGUGAACUUUCAGACAACCCACACCGAGCUUUCGACUUUCAGCCGACAUUCUUUGAAAAUUCGUUUGCUACUUGGGAAAUUUGUCUCAUUCUUUAGCUGCAGUUGGAGGACUGAAACAAAAUCAGUCCAGAGGUCAGAAAUGGUUCCCUGGGACUUUGGGACACCCCGGCCUAGACUCUCCCACCUGAGCUACGGAUCCCAUCAGUUCCUCCAUAGAAACCUCCAGCCUUUGCACAUUUUCCACUCGGACAAAGUCGCUGAACUGGUCACUGAGCAUCUCUCCAAAGUUACAGUCACAGCUGCUCAGGACAUGGCUCGUGUAUGUGGCUGAGUGUUACCACGCUGCGGUGCGCUGAGGACACUAGGGCCGCACGGACACCGAGUCCGAAGCCGUCCGAACCAAGAGGGACGGCGAAGUUCGACAGACUUACGGGACUUGCUGAGCGUCAGACCUGCGUGGCUGUAGAGACAUGAGUGGACUGUCCACACAGGAGCUGUCCCUCAAUGGACCUCUGAAGAAACAGGAACCGAAGCUAGGGGUCGGAAAAACAGCCAAGACUGGGAGAAAUGGACGAUUUCCCGCGGCCUGGAGGUUGAUCGAAAGUUCACAUUUCUAUGUUGUCAGUGUGGUGCACCAUUUGCAAACGAGUGAAUGAACAAAUUUUUGGACCGAAGCCACACAGCAGUCAUUUCAAAACUUCUUUAACAUUCACUACUGAUCUUAAGGUCUUUUGCUGCUGGAUUGCAACCAGAUUUUAAGCAUCCACAUGUCUGUUGUCCGUAUCUGCUAAUUCAGGUUCAAAAUCCAACAACAAUGUGGAAGAGGCGAACAAACUAUACAAUAAAACACGUUUUAUAACAACUUUGUGAUCUGUCAGAAGAGCGUAUUUUUCACAUCUUGUUAGAAUAAAAAUGUUCUCUUCUCAACAAGACGGCACUCCUACAUUUUCUUCUUCUUCUUUUUUGUUUUUUCCAAAAUCUGGCAGUGAAACGCUUCUCUAAGGAAUAAAGGACAACAGCGACGUUACAAAAACUGGACAUUUCUCCAACAUUGUUUAAAAGGUUUGACUAACAGGGAGGUUUCCAAGAGGCCAAUCAACCUCAGUUUGGUUUUGCUCAUCAAUUAUGUUGUCAAUGCUCAGGUUAGCUAGCAUCCAACAACAAUGGGUAAACAGUUUUCUUUUAUCGGUAAGUUGUUUCUCCAUCAUUAGCAUAUUUAGGAGAGUACAUGAGGUUGAUUGACAGCGCUAAGACCCUCCUCCUGCCUCUGAUUGGUUGUUUUUAGCUCUGUAUUUUUUCAGAUGGCAUUGAUAGAGCAAGGUAAAAGUGGAAAAGAUUGAUAUUGUCACAGAUUAUCUGACAGUCAGGACACAGUGACAGUUUUAACAAAACUGUAGAAGACUUAAAAAAAAAAAAAAUUAUAUACUGCCUCUUUAAAUGAAGGAGUGUGUUUUGAGAAAGCAGUCGGGUUGUUUACUGUCAGCCGAGUUAGUUAAAGUUAAGCUAUUGGCCUAAUUCUAUUUAUGACCCAUAUAGGAGCUAUGGUAGAUUCAAGACAUAAAUCUUUACCAAAAAAAAAGCAAGUAUAAAGAUAAGGUGGUUUUAAAAAGUAAAUGCUUUUUCAUAAGACCUUCAAUAGUCUAACAACAUUACCUCUAAUUCAUCAUGGUGGCAGUCGUUAAAUGACCCCUGGAGUCGGAGCGUGACCUCCUGGGAGAUUCUGCUCCAUUCUGGAGAGAUAGAAGUGAUAUAAUGUUAGUUUGAUGGACCGACAGAGGGAGGAGAGAGGGAGAUGGACCAGGGCCAAUGAUAUGCAAGCACAGGAACUAAAGAAGAGGCAGAGAAGAGAUUUCAUUGAGAGCUCUUUCUCUACCCAGACUGAAAAAAAAUGGGAGCAUGCCACAGAGGAUGAGAGGAUGAGGAGCAGCCAGGUGUUUUAGCCCAUUUAGGCUUUUAGUUUUCUUCAUUAGAUGCUCCCGGUUCAGGCUGUCGGCGGGGGGGGCGUUGGGUACAUUAUUAUUAUUAUUAUUAAAACAUUUACCACCCCCCCCAAAAAAAUGAGAACCACAUCCAAGACCCCGCACUAACGCAGGCUGAGGAGAAACUGGACUCGUUUCUACUCCUUAAUGUUCCCAAACGGAGCGGAGCAGAGAGCGGUACUGGCUCGCGGCCGAUGCCCGGAGGAGAGCUGCUGCUGCGGCGGCGGCGGACCAGAGGGAAGGCGGCUCCCGAGAGCCGCUGUUCACUACAGCGGAUCUAGGCGAACCUCGCCGAGGCUGAGGCUGAGGGCAUGGGCUGCGCUCCCAGCAUCCACGUCUCUCAGAGCGGGGUGAUCUACUGCCGGGACUCGGACGAAUCCAACUCCCCCCACCAGACCACCACCAUCUCCCAGGGCACGGCGGCCGCCACGCUGCACGGGCUCUUCAUCAAGACCGACGCGGCCGAGACCAUCCCCUCCGUCAUCACCUACCAGAGCCGCCACUCGCGCAACAACUCGCACCGGGAGCGAAGGAAGAACAGCGGGGGGCACGUCCGCACGGAGGCCGAGACCCAGACCAGCCAUGCCAGCCUUAAGGUUUCUGCCACAGAAGAAUGUGUGGGACCUAUGAGGCUGACUAAGGAGCCAAUUCAAGUUCUGCUGGUGUUCGCUAAGGAGGACAGCCAGAGCGAUGCCUUCUGGUGGGCCUGCGACCGCGCCGGCUUCAGGUGUAACAUCGCACGGACGCCCGAGUCUGCCGUGGAGUGUUUCCUGGACAAGCACCACGAGAUAAUCGUCAUUGACGGACGUCACUCGCGCUACUUUGAGCCCGAAGCCGUCUGCCGGAUGAUCCGCGCCACAAAACCCUCGGAAAGCACAGUUAUACUUGCUGUCGUACCACAAAAACUCCCAGACCAAGAGGAACCGUCCGUUCUCCCUCUCCUCUGCGCUGGAUUUAGCAGAAGGUUCGUGGAGAACAGCGGCGUGUCAGCGUGCUACAACGAACUCAUCCAGAUCGAACAUGGAGAGGUGCGCUGCCAGUUCAAACUCAGGGCUUGCAACUCUGUCUUUACGGCUUUGGAGUACUGCCAGGAGGCCGUGGAAAUCACCAGUGAGGAUCACAUCAUUCAGUAUGUGAACCCCGCCUUUGAGAGGAUGAUGGGAUACCACAGGGGGGAGUUGAUCGGAAAAGAGCUGACCGAACUUCCCAAGAGCGACAAGAACAGAGCCGAUCUACUCGAUACAAUCAACACCUGCAUCAAAAAAGGCAAAGAAUGGCAAGGCAUUUACUUUGCCAGGAAGAAGUCAGGCGACAGUAUCCAGCAGCAAGUGAAGAUACUGCCUGUCAUCGGCCAGGGAGGAAAAAUCCGACAUUUCGUAGCCAUCAAGCGAGCUCAUACCGACAACAACAAUCAGGUCCUCAAAAUGAACAAGGAAGAUCGAUGCAGCGGGGACCAUCCUCAAUCAGAGUGCCAUUCACUGCGACACCGGGACAGACGGAAAGAUUCGGUCGAUGCCAGAUCGGUCGGUUCCCGUGGCAGCGACGCUCCUAGUUUACAGAACCGGAGAUAUUCUUCUGUUGCAAGAAUCCAUUCGAUGACUAUUGAGGCUCCCAUCACCAAGGUAAUAAACAUCAUCAACGCGGCCCAGGAGAGCAGUCCGGUGACGGUCGCCGAGGCUCUGGACCGCGUGCUGGAGAUCCUGCGGACCACCGAGCUCUACUCCCCCCAGCUGGCGUCCAAAGACGACGACCCCCACACCAGCGACCUGGUCGGGGGGCUCAUGACUGACGGGCUGCGGAGGCUCUCUGGGAAUGAAUAUGUUUUCAGUAAAAAUAUGAGCCAGAGCCAGCUGACCCUCCCGGUGACGCUGAAUGACGUUCCUUCGUCCAUCGCCGAGAUGCUGAACGACGAGGAGCGCUGGGAGUUCAACAUCCUGGACCUGGAGGCAGCCACGCAUAAAAGACCCCUCACUUACCUCGGCUUGAAGAUUUUCACCAGUUUCGGAGUGUGCGACUUCCUGAACUGCUCCGAGGCGACGCUGCGCUCUUGGCUGCAGCUCAUGGAGGCCAACUAUCACUCCUCCAACUCCUACCACAACUCCACGCAUGCUGCAGACGUCCUGCACGCCACGGCCUACUUCCUGCGCAAGGAGAUAGUCAAGAGCAGCCUGGACCAGCUGGACGAGGUGGCGGCGCUGAUAGCCGCCACGGUCCACGACGUGGACCACCCGGGCCGGACCAACUCCUUCCUGUGCAACGCGGGCAGCGAGCUGGCCGUCCUCUACAACGACACGGCCGUGCUGGAGAGCCACCACGCCGCGCUCGCCUUCCAGCUCACCAUGCGCGACGGCAAGAGCAACAUCUUUAAGAACAUCGACAGGAAUCAGUUCCGAACGCUGCGCCAGGCCAUCAUCGACAUGGUGCUCGCCACCGAGAUGACCCGCCACUUUGAGCAUGUCAGCAAGUUCGUCAACAGCAUCAACAAGCCAAUGGCUGCCAUCGAAGAAACCAGCACCAAUAGCACGAACAGCGACUGCGAGGGCCAGAGCAACCUCAGAAACUCUCCAGAGAACCGCCUGCUGAUAAAGCGGAUGCUAAUCAAGUGUGCAGAUGUGGCGAACCCCUGCAGGCCUCUGGAGCUCUGCAUCGAGUGGGCGGGCCGGAUCUCAGAGGAGUACUUCGCCCAGACGGACGAGGAGAAGCGCCAAGGGCUGCCCGUGGUGAUGCCCGUGUUCGACAGGAACACCUGCAGCGUGCCCAAAUCUCAGAUCUCCUUCAUAGACUAUUUCAUCACAGAUAUGUUUGACGCCUGGGACGCCUUUGCCAGCCUCCCCAACCUGAUGGAGCAUUUGUCCGAGAACUACAAGUACUGGAAGAACCUGGACGACAUGAAGUGCAAGAGCCCGCGUCCUCCGCCGCCCUCCUGAUCUCCUGCUCUCCUCUCUGGCACCGUGACCCAGGCCGGACGCUAAAACAGUUAGUCAUUUCAGCCGCAGCGCUAAAGUAGCACGUACGGCGAGAAAACGGGGCCAAAAACCUGCCUGAGAGGAACGAGAUCGCUGACUGAUGAGCACUGUGGCGCUGAUCCCGUCUUCAAUCUCGGACGCUUUUCUCGUCCCAGCUGAACAUGGUGUUCCACCGCCAUGGGAAAAGAAAAAAAAAAACAAGUUUUCAUCUGACAGCCCGAAUGACUGUCAUCCGCCAUUUUGUUCUGGCGCCUCUUUGAAACAGCCCGGACCUCGCGGCUCACCUGACAAUCUGUACCAUACAGCGUGACAACUGCACUUUAGCAAAUCAAGACAUUUGGAUUUCGAGCUCCGUUUUGCUCUUUACUUUAUUAUUAUUAUUAUUAUUAUUAUUAUUAUUAUUUUCUUUAAACCCUGUCAUUUUAUAUCUGGGUGUGGUUCCAAAAGAGCGACGAGACCAAGAGGCGCUUGGCUAAAAGGUGAGCAUCUCUAGCGAUGGUUCUUCUUCGUAGAUGUGAGUUCGCAUCUCUAAAUCGUCCGAUACAGACUUGUGAAGGUGCUCAGCUGGAAUUAUUCAUCCUUAAUAUCUAAGAAAACAACAAAAACAUAUUUACGGGACCAAACUGUAAGCAUCCCCAGUAGCCCUGAGCAGGGAGAGUGUUGUAGGAAAGAUUCCAGGAACAGAUCUCUGGAAACAGCGGGGACGUCAUGUAGCCUAAAAAAAAAAAAAAAAAGAAAGAAAAAGAUGGAAUCUGGAGCUUUAUCUUGUUUUCCGUCUUUAAUGUGUGUGAAAGCAGCCUUUCGAUGGAGAUGCUUUUAACGAGCAGAAUGCACCGUACCAGGGUAAAUGUUGAACUUUUAGCUUUGCGACACAAACUGUAGAAAUGAACUGUGAGCAUCUGGGCAGGUUUCAUGUGGACAAAACUUUUAUUUUACUAGUUUGGGGAAGAAACUGACCUCACAGAUUCCCCUGGUCCCCCAAACAAAUUCAAUUGUCACAUUGAGAACAUUCAGGCAUUUAUUUUCUGAUUUGUCACACAUCUUUACUAACAAAUGUGGCUCAGUCUGACCCAUGAGUUGUUAUCCAGUAAGAUCUCUGAAGCCGUAAACACGACCAAUAAAAAAAUCAGUUGAGUUUUUUUUUAUUUUGUAUAAAAAGAUUAAAAAAAAAAAAGAAGAAAACCUGAUCAAAUCACGGAUAUGGCACGUGUGCCCCCUGGUGGACAUAAAGAUUUGCACAUCAAACCAGCAGUUAAAUGUGAGCAAGAAAUCACUACUUCUAUAAUUGGAAAUUUAUUUGUACAAGAUUUAUUUUUUUAACAGAUACGCAAAUUUUCUGGUCACUUUGAGUUGAAAAAGUAUUGGCAACCACGAAAGCAGCCAGCAAGAGUAGAUUGUGGCGGAAUCAACCAAAGGCACAGAGAUUCCCUCAUAUAUCCCCUUAUAGCUCACUUUUCUCCGCACUCCACUACGACAUAUUCAUAGUAAUGGCUCCUGCUUUCUGUACAAAGCGAAUCACAAGAAAAGCCAUAAGUGUCGUUGGUGAUUUUUAGGAUAAAAGAAAACACAUCUGCGACGUCGUUUCACGGUCUUCAGUCAUCCCGUCACAGACGUCCUGGGUUUUCUACUACAAGGUUGCUUUUUUUUUGGUUCGUUUUGCUCAUGGUUUCAAACACCUUAAAAAAACACACACACACACAACUUCGUCCAACAUCACUGUAUUUGUUGUCACUUUACGGAUGACCACUUUCUUACGAAAACGCCUUAAUCCUGUCGUGCGUCGCUGUUCGGGUGUGCUUUGCUUGUGCCACACUGUAAAACUACAUGAUGCGCCUGCUGUUCGUGUAAAUACUCAGCUAACGCUGGUUUUCAUUUGCCUUGCCUCGCUUUUAAUGUUUCUUCCUAUUUACUAAAUGGUGCACCGAUGAAUCGGCACCGAUUUCCUCCAUUUUGGGAGAUCGGCAAUUGGCCAGCGACACUUAAAUGCGAAACUGAAAAAAUCUAAAAAAAUCGCCCCCAUUUGCGCAGCCUGGCUGACGACCCGACCCGCCCAUCAGGUCAGGGUUUGCCAACUUGGCGACUUUGUUGCUAUAUGAAGUGACUUUUCAGACAAAAUGAAUUGGUGAAAAUUGGAAUCGGCAGGUCAGGCUAUGAAAGAUCGUUGAUCAGCCAGAAAGCUGCAGUCGGCGCUUCCCUGUUACUCACAUUUCGACCCAUCGUGUCCAAAAAUACAGCGACCUGAAACAUGGUUCCAGCUCGGAUUGUUUCAUGAGGGGAUAUUUUUGCUAUCCUGUAACUAGAAAUUUUAGAGAGAGAGCGAGAGAGAGACUUUAGACUUCAGACAGCCAUGCCUUUUCCACUGAGCAGUCACUACUUGAAUGCGGCCUGCAUUCUGUGUCUUUUAGCCUGGCAGAACCACAGACAGCUUCGCCUUCAGUGACGGCCGUGCCAACCCUGAGCUUUGCACCAUUUAUAGAUGAAAACCGUCAUCAGAGAGUGGUAUAUAUAUAUAUAUAUAUAUAUAUAUAUAUAUAUAUAUAUAUAUAUAUA
Molecule: messenger RNA, 7518 nt
Organism: Gambusia affinis (western mosquitofish)
Lineage: Eukaryota; Metazoa; Chordata; Actinopteri; Cyprinodontiformes; Poeciliidae
Gene: pde8b
Product: phosphodiesterase 8B
Exons: 24
Coding region: 2314-4929 (871 amino acids)
Biological process (GO): signal transduction
Molecular function (GO): 3',5'-cyclic-AMP phosphodiesterase activity
Source: RefSeq, a predicted model, not a curated record